AUGAGUUCUUUGGCUGCUUUAGAGGACCCUGAAACGGUGUUGCCUUUUAAGAAAUUUCCCGCCGUUUUCCUGGUGUGCACACAUGCUGAUCAGCCCUAUUGCGCACGUGAUCCGGUUGAACUGGCCAAAGAAAUAUUUGGCGAUCUAAGGACCAAGCCAUAUGGUGCCCACUUAUUUGAUGUGUUUUGUGUUGAUAACACUAAGUCAGGCACAAAACCAGAAUGUGAAGAAAUCGUGCGCUUGCGAGAUGGCGUACGUGUCGUUUCUAAAGAGUUACCACACUUAACUGAGGCUAUUCCGAUUAAGUGGUUGAAAUACGAAAAGGCCCUUCGCGCCCUUAAGGAAAGUGAUUACAAGUUUAUCUCUCUUGUGACAGCGAAAGAGAUUGCUUCCAAAGACUGCAACAUUAACGACAACGAGAUACAAACAGUGCUAAACUUUUUGCACGAUCUGCGAGUUCUGAUUCACUUUGAUGACAGUCCAGAAUUAAGUGAGUUAGUUUUCUUGGAUAUUCAGUGGUUGAUUGAUGUGUUCAAGAAUGUAAUAACUGUCAGAACCUUUCACGAAGAGAAAAACUUUGCCCAUCUUUGGGAAAGACUCGAGAGAGAAGGAAUCUUGGAGGAAAAACUUCUCAAACAUGUUUGGAAUUCUUUGAUUCCUCAGAGGGAAGCCCACGAAAGUCUAAUUGCAAUUAUGGAAAAAUUCAGCUUGUUGUGUCCUUGGCCAUCAUCACAAGAUUUUCCCGACAAGCAGUACAUAGUGCCCUCUAUGUUGCGAACGCGUCCACCAGAGGAGAUAAGUAAUCUCGUUGAAUCUGCAAAAAUUCCAUCACUUUUUAUCAAAUUUGACACAGGUCGGGUCCCUCCAGGCUUGUUUCCACGAUUUGUACUAGAAUUUCUUCUGUGGUGUGGCAGAGAAUUUCCCCGCUUUGCUCUGCCACAACUUUUUCAUAAUUUUGCCAGAUUUAACAACUUUCCGAAUCAAGGUCUCUCUUUGGUUCUCCUCUGCCAUUCUUCCACAAUCGAGGUGGUUGUCGUCAGUGCUAAUGGAGGUAUUGAUAUGGUGAAUAUGGCCUCAAUUCAAGCAUUCCGCAGCCAGCUAACUUCGAUUAUUAAUCAAGUUUGGGACAAGUUCUUCUGGGUGAAGAACGUUGGAUGUGAUGUGUGCUACUUAUGUCAUGUUUGUUCCCGUGGACGCACGAUCAGUCUCUGUCAACUUCAUUACGAAGAAGGUUGUAAGCAAGAAGAAUGCCUUCACUUCAUUUCAGAGUUAGAUUUGGGCGAUGAAACGCAGGCCAUUUGCACCAGGUCUGUAGCCGCUGUGGAUAACCGAAUUCAGGUCGAGAAAUUCUAUCCAUGGAUUUCCUGUGCGGAAAAAAAGGUUAAAAAAUGAUACUAUUCCGGCUUUUACAUUAGUGUUUAUAACCAUACUUAUCAUAAUUGCUUUAAUUUUAUUCAUCUCUCAACAACUCACCGUUAAGAAAGAAGAAUAGUUAAUAGUGCAUAGUUAUGCUAAAGAUAAGACAGCCUUAACAUUUUGGAAACACUAACGGGUGCACCUAAGGUUACUUGUAGACAGUUUCAGCCUUCUUGUUUUUCUAAAUUUAGCACUUCUCUAGUAUUGCAGCCUUUCAUACUGUUAUAUAACAGUACUCAAGCUCAAAAAAAGCCAUGAACCUUGCAGAAAAGGAAGCUCCAAAUAAAUAUUCAAGCUUCGACGGGAUUCGAGCCCGUGCACUGGUGGAAGCCAGAUAUUUUUUUCAGGCUUCUUAUCUGCAGUUGCUAAUAUUGCAGAUCAAAUGUUAUUUACUGCAUCACAAAUUGUAUUCAUACUCAAGACUUAGUGACAUUGCACGAAUGUUUGUUUUGUUCUAUGAUGCACUCACUAUUUUGCACCAAUAUUUUUCCAUCUGAAUGUAGUGUGAGUGUAGCAGUUGUAUUUAUUGCAGCAUUUAAAUCUUUUGUAAGUUUUUCCAUCUGCCUGUCGCGAGUUGUGGGUCUUCCGUACCACACAAUUGAUCAAGAUAUGGUAUGCGGGAUUUUGUGUUUUCAAAUAUAAGUAAGAGAAUUUCUGAAAAGACAGAAUUAUUUUUGAAUUUUUUUACUUUUGUGCUUUUCCUUGGUAAAGUAUUAAUCAACAUAAAUUUUUUACGAUCACACCCAAAGUUUUUUUUAAAUUUUAUUAUUAUAACUUUAUUUGACCCUUUUUUCCUUCAGGGUUUGUCCUCUUCAAAUGUAGCUGCUAGAUCACAUGUUGAAGCAUGUCAAAUCAAUCGAAUGACGUCUGCCACAGCAUUGAAGGUGACUCUCCUGGGCAGUGAGUGGAGUUCGUCAAUGGGGGGCUUGUCCACCAUCAAUAGACAGCUUGCCAUUCACUUGGCCAAACACUCUGAGGUAGACGUUACUCUCCUUGUCCCACAGUUUGCCUGUUUUGAAGACGAGAGGAGAAAGGCAUCAAGUCACAAUGUUUCCAUCCAGGAAGCUAAGAAACUGGUUGGCUUUAGUGAUCCUCUUGAUUGGUUGAGUUUCCCACCAGGAGACCUUGUCAUUGACUUUGUGCUGGGUCAUGGUGCAAAGCUUGGUAGGCAAGCCCAAGUUAUCAGAAAUUCUCACAAUUGUAAGUGGAUUCAGGUGGUGCACACUGCACCCGAAGAGCUUGCAAUGCACAAAAACUAUCCUAAGGCUAUUUGCAAAGGUGAAGAGAAGAAUUUAACUGAAGUGGAGUUGUGUAAGUUGGCAGAUGCUGUGCUAGCUGUUGGACCAAAGCUAACAGACGCUUUCUCUGCUCAGCUCCGCUCAUGCAAGAGCCAGGAAGACAUCCUUCAACUGACUCCUGGAACUUUCCGCGAGUUCUAUGACGUAAAACAGGCCGAAAAGGAGAGUAACAAGUUCAAGGUACUGACGUUCGGCCGUGGUGAUCCAGAGGACUUUAGUCUUAAAGGCUACGAUAUCUCUGCCAGAGCAGUAUUUGAGCUAAAAGACAGGUCUUACAGUCUCAUAUUCGUGGGUGCACCUGACGGUAAACAGGAUGAGGUUGCAGCAAAUUUGCUGAAGAGUGGAAUUGAUAAAAGCCAGCUGAUCGUGAGAAAGUUCGUUCAAAGCAAAGAGAAAUUGAAAGAAUUAUUUUGUGAAGUUGAUCUCUGCAUCAUGCCCUCCAGAACAGAGGGUUUUGGUUUGACGGCGUUAGAAGCGUUAUCUGCUGGUCUUCCUAUUCUUGUCAGUGGCAACUCAGGAUUUGGUGAAGCACUGUGCACCGUACCAUCAGGCAAAUCAUUUGUGGUGGAGUCUGAGGAUCCUGGGGAGUGGGCAAAGGCAAUUGCUGGCAUCCAACAGAGGGAGAGAUCGGUUCGACUUCAAGAUAUUCAGCAACUGAGGAGCUCCUAUGAGGAGAAGUUUAGUUGGGAGAAACAGUGUGACAUUCUCUUGGAGAAGAUGAGGGACAUAGUUCAUGGUGAGAAUGUUUUUUGA
Pocillopora meandrina is the source of this 3467-nucleotide messenger RNA. NCBI's taxonomy places the organism in Eukaryota, Metazoa, Cnidaria, Anthozoa, Scleractinia, Pocilloporidae. The record is from the annotation of a GenBank genome assembly.